AUGAAUGAAGGAGAGGAAUACAGACUCGAUGCUUCCUUUCCGAAAGAUAAUGAUGAUGGAUCAUUCCGAAGCGCCAUUCGAUUCAGAGAGUUGGGUGCUAAUAUUGAACAUUCAGAUCGGGAUCGAGGAGAAUGGGUUUCCAUUGUUGAAAACCCAAGAAGAAAUCCUUUCAUAAUGGAAAAUGAAGCAUCGCUUAAUGAUGACUUGUCUCAUCAUCCAUUGAGACAAAUGAAUCAUUCAUUCAAUAAUAAUAAUAAUUAUAACAACUACAAUUCCAUGCAUCAUCAUCCAUUGAACCAUCAAGAUAGAUACAGACUCAACGAUGUUCAACGACGGCUCAUUGCCGAAAGAUUUACCACUCAAAUCAUGAACAAAUUAUUUCAUUGGUUCGAAAAUACGAAAUUAUUUAAAACAUCCAUGCAUUAUGCCAACGAAUGGAGAAGCAAAAUGUCAAAAAAUCCAUCCUAUGUGAUGAAUGAACGAGCUCUUUCAAAUCCAUUGGAAGCAAGAUAUUACAACUACAGUCAUUACAAUCAAGAGAGUGCAAUUUAUUCUCGACAUGAAUCAUUCAUUAGAAAUAUUGUGGAUUCGAUCAUUACAUUUAGGAAGAUGCUUUUUUCUGCCGCUGGUCUCGAAGAAGGCACAAGUGGUACCAACCAUUCUGAAGAGUACUACGAUCGAACACUGGCAGAGGAUAUUGCAAAUAGGAUUGACAGAUAUACACUUCAAGAGAGAAGAGGAAGAAGUACCUCUUCCUCAACACGCUUUUAUAACAACAACAACAGUAAUCAAUUUUUCACGCAGUGGAAACUCUCGGACAGGCUUAAACAAGUGUUUGAGGGAUUUUUGAAAAUUUUCAAAGCAAUCUUCAGGUUGAUCACGAAUAUGAGAAUUCCACACGAUCGAUGA
This is a messenger RNA of Naegleria fowleri, 909 nucleotides long. RefSeq lists its product as uncharacterized. The coding region runs from base 1 to 909 and encodes 302 amino acids. The transcript has a single exon. The record is from RefSeq and is a predicted model, not a curated record. Lineage: Eukaryota; Heterolobosea; Eutetramitea; Acrasida; Naegleriidae.